Molecule: messenger RNA, 2375 nt
Organism: Terrapene triunguis (Three-toed box turtle)
Lineage: Eukaryota; Metazoa; Chordata; Testudines; Emydidae
Product: oocyte zinc finger protein XlCOF15-like
Exons: 1
Biological process (GO): regulation of transcription by RNA polymerase II
Molecular function (GO): RNA polymerase II cis-regulatory region sequence-specific DNA binding; DNA-binding transcription factor activity, RNA polymerase II-specific
Source: RefSeq, a predicted model, not a curated record
CUCAUCACUCACCUGCGGGUGCACACGGGUGAGAAGCCCUUCACUUGCACCGAGUGCGGCAAGAGCUUCAGCCAGAAGGGCGACCUGAUGCGACACCAGCGCAUUCACACGGGCGAGAAGCCCUUCGAAUGCAACGUGUGCGGGAAGAGCUUCUGCUCCAAGCAGACCUUCAUCCUGCACCAGCGCAUCCACACCGGCGAGAAGCCCUUCACCUGCACCGAGUGCGGCAAGAGCUUCAACCGCAAGGGCACCCUCAUCACCCACCAGCGCAUCCACACCGGGGAGCGCCCCUUCGUCUGCGCCGAGUGCGGCAAGACCUUCAACCUGAAGACCACACUGAUGAAGCACAAGCGGAUCCACACGGGGGAGCGGCCCUUCACCUGCGUGGAGUGCGGCAAGAGCUUCAAGUACAAGGGCAACCUGCGGACACAUCACCUCACCCACACGGUGGAGCGGGUCUACCCCUGCACCGAGUGCGGGAAGAUCUUCAGCCACAAGAAGGAGCUGACGGUGCACCAGGCCGUCCACACGGAGGAGAGACUCUUGUCCUGCUACGGAGACGGGGAGUCGUUCAACCCCUUCCUCCAGAUGCACCCGCUCCUACUGUCUGUGCCCCAAGCCAAGUGCCUCUGGAAGCCGUAACGCCCUGUACCUAAGGCGGGAGUUACAGAAAUGCUACGUCCCCUGAGCAGGAGCAGAGGAGGAACAAUGCUGUAAUUUAGGAUUUGGACAUGCAGUGGUGCUGUACAGUGUGCUGAUGAAAUAACCGGCUCCCUGCCACAGGGAGCAACCAGGCUGAAGGCCUGCGCUGACGAACCAACCGUGCAUCCCUAAGGAAAACCCACUGCACAUUCCCCACACAACGCAGCUCCAAUUCAAAUGCAAACGCAGGCUCGAGUCGUGCCCUGAAGGAUGCCAAAGGUGUUGUACUAAUUCCAUUUGCUGGGUGGGAAAUACCCCCAGAGGUGCUAGAGAGAACGUCUGACACGGGGGAUGGGAGAUUUCUGGGAAGGGACCUGUGGUUUAUGGAGCAGCGCUUGGAAAUGACACGGCCUGGGUUAACCGAUGUGGGAUCUUCAUCUUACUACUGAGAGGAGAGGUCGGUGCUGGCAGGACUCUCCAGCCCGGUUCCUGUGUGGAGCAAACAUAGCAGCGUUGUUCUGGCGAAGGCCAGUGAUUUCUCAGGGUGGGAGGUGCUGUGCUGUGUGGUGUUGUUAGGUCAGGCCCAGUGGGUACUUGGGGGGUGGGCGAGGCUUUGCUACUGCGCUGUAGUUAUGGCUUAUGCCAGCAGCUCCUCAGUGGAACUACUGGACAGACCUGACGGACGGCGCCUGUUCCAGCCGGGCCGGUGACAGUCUGGGAAAUGAAAGAAAAUCUCAAUUGAGUGUGGACUUGAGAACUCCAGGUGCAAGGCCCUGGAGCAAUAAUUACUGUAGUGCUGUUUACUCUCUCUUCUCUUACUGACUCUAUUUACCCACCAGGAGUGUGCACUGGGCUUCGCAACCGAGUACGGCCUGAUCCCUGACCUGAGAGGUGACCAUCUCACGGAGACCACCUAGCGAUCUUACAGCGAAUCACAGAGUCGUAGGGUGGGAGGGACCUCGAGAGGUCAUCUAGUCCAGUCCCCUGCACUCACGGCAGGACUAAGUAUUAUCUAGACCAUCCCUGACAGGGGUUUGUCCAACCUGUGCUUAAAACCCUCCAGUGCCGGAGAAUAGUUACAGCUGGAAAAGACGUAUUGGUCAUUUUGCCCAUUCCUAGCCAAUGCAGGGUCAGUCUCUACUCUAUAUGUUCUAGGAAUAUGUCCAGCCUACUGUUAAACGUCUCCAGUGAUGGGUCUUCCCUCGCUCCCUUGUGAGGUCUGUGCAUACUCCAAUAGACACUAACUACUUCUCAUCUUGUAUAAAAGGACUUGGGUUUAGUUGCUAGUUUGUAGUUAGGAAAAGGGUCAUUUUAAAGUUAAAAUUUGUCGUUCUCCGUGUGGCUAUCCUAGAAUCCUAGUCGUUAGAUUUGGAAAAGAACUAAUAAGUCUUCUAAUAAAAUCUAGUACUUCUCCCCGCCAGUGCACGUCUGUUCCCUCCAGUGCUCUGUCCGUGUCCCAAACUCUGGGGUGUCACCGCUCUGGGGAGAGGGUUCCACAGCCUGAAACAUCUCUCGGGUGGGAAGUUUUUUCUGACAUUCAGCUUUAAGCCUUGAUUUCGUCCAGUUAUCCCCACCUUGCACUACUGUAAAACUGUCUCUCCCGUGGGCCGCCCCAUGUUUCCCCCGGCUUGUUAUCGGGUCCCGUCAGGUCACUGCUCAGCGAAGCUGGACGUACUUGUCUCUUUUGCUUAUUCCUCACCAAUCAGUCCCUCGUGCCCCCAGAUCACUUUGUG